This is a messenger RNA of Ictidomys tridecemlineatus (thirteen-lined ground squirrel), 5216 nucleotides long. Lineage: Eukaryota; Metazoa; Chordata; Mammalia; Rodentia; Sciuridae. The record is from RefSeq and is a predicted model, not a curated record.
UCUCCCCCCGCCCUCCCCUCCCCUCCCGGGCUCCCCCUCCCUCCUGCCCCGCACCCACGUGAAGCGGAAUAUAAAGGGGGGUGUGAGACUAGAGGGGAGAGUGAAUGGCGGAGGACUGAAGGGGGCCCCCCUUCGGGUCCCCGGCCGCCCUGUUCACCCUCGUUCAUCCUCCCUUCCCGAAGCUCGCCCUCGGAGGCAGGAGCGGCCGGCGCUUUCGGCUGCGGAGGAGGAGGAGAAGGAGGAAUCGCGCCCGGAGGAGCGUCAGGUCCCGUUUUCUUCUCCGGCGUUUUGAAUACAAAGAUUACGGUGCAGAAGGAAAUUGCACUCGCCUCCUCCGCCCCCCGGUACCCAACACAAUGCACCAGCCGCCUGAGUCCACCGCCGCGGCGGCCGCCGCUGCAGACAUUAAUGCUAGGAAGAUGGCGCACCCGGCAAUGUUCCCUCGAAGGGGCAGCGGUAGUGGCAGCGCCUCUGCUCUCAAUGCAGCAGGUACCAGCGUUGGUAGUGCUGCCACCACUUCUGAGGAUUUUCCGCCUCCGUCGCUGCUCCAGCCGCCGCCUCCUGCAGCAUCUUCCACGUCGGGACCACAGCCUCCGCCUCCACAAAGCCUGAACCUCCUUUCUCAGGCUCAGCUGCAGGCACAGCCUCUUGCUCCAGGCGGAACUCAGAUGAAAAAGAAAAGUGGCUUCCAGAUAACUAGCGUUACUCCAGCUCAGAUCUCUGCCAGUAUCAGCUCUAACAACAGUAUAGCAGAGGACACUGAGAGCUAUGACGAUCUGGAUGAAUCGCACACGGAAGAUCUCUCUUCUUCCGAAAUCCUUGAUGUGUCACUUUCCAGGGCUACUGACUUAGGGGAGCCAGAACGCAGCUCCUCAGAAGAGACUCUGAAUAACUUCCAGGAAGCUGAGACACCUGGGGCAGUCUCUCCCAACCAGCCCCACCUUCCCCAGCCUCAUUUGCCUCACCUUCCACAACAGAAUGUUGUGAUCAAUGGGAAUGCUCAUCCACACCACCUUCAUCACCACCAUCAUAUUCAUCAUGGGCACCACCUUCACCAUGGGCACCAUCAUCCAUCCCAUGCUGCUGUGGCCAGUGCAUCCAUUCCUGGAGGGCCACCCUCAAGCCCAGUGUCCAGAAAACUCUCUACAACUGGAAGCUCUGAUGGUGUUAUGCCAGUUGCACCAGCUUCUGCUGUAUCAUCGAGUGGCUCACCUGCAUCUGUAAUGACUAAUAUCCGUGCACCAAGUACUACAGGCGGUAUAGGUAUAAAUUCUGUUACUGGCGCUAGUACAAUGAGUAAUGUUAACAUUGCUGCUGUGAGUAGUUUCAAUCCUAAUGUGACAAGCAGCAUGCUUGGUAAUGCUAAUAUAAGUACAAGCAGUAUUCCUAGUGCUGCUAGUGUAAGUGUUGGGCCUGGUGUUUCCAGUGGUGUUAACGUGAGUAUCUUGAGUGGCAUGGGCAAUGGUACUGUUUCUUCCUCCACUGUUGUUAACAGUGUUCCUAAUGCAGCUGCAGGGAUGACUGUGGGAUUGGCUUCAAGUCAGCAGCAGCAACAACCAACAGUUAACACAUCAAGGUUCAGAGUUGUGAAGUUAGAUUCUACUUCUGAGCCUUUUAAAAAAGGUAGAUGGACUUGCACUGAAUUCUAUGAAAAAGAAAAUGCUGUACCUGCUACAGAAGGUGUGGUGGUAAAUAAAGUGGUGGAGACUGUAAAACAAAACCCGACAGAAGUGACUUCUGAGAGGGAGAGCACUAGUGGGAGUUCAGUGAGCAGUAGUGUCAGCACACUGAGUCACUAUACAGAGAGUGUGGGCAGUGGAGAGAUGGGAGCCCCUGCUGUGGUGGUGGUGCAGCAGCAGCAACAACAACAACAACAACCACCACCACCACCACCACAACCAGCUCUUCAAGGUGUGGCCCUCCAACAGAUGGAUUUCAGUAGCACUGGUCCACAGAGUAUUUCAGCAGUCAGUAUACCACAGAGUAUUUCUCAGUCACAGAUGUCACAAGUACAGUUACAGUCUCAAGAACUGAGCUAUCAACAAAAGCAGGGUCUUCAACCAGUACCUCUGCAAGCCACUAUCAAUGCUGCAACUGGUAUCCAGCCAUCAUCUGUAAAUGUGGUUGGUGUAACUUCAGCUUUAGGUCAGCAGCCUUCCAUUUCCAGUUUGGCUCAACCCCAACUGCCAUAUUCUCAGACGGCUCCUCCAGUGCAAACUCCCCUUCCAGGGGCACCACCCCAACAGUUACAGUAUGGACAACAACAACCAAUGGUUUCUACACAAAUGGCCCCAGGCCAUGUUCAAUCAGUGACUCAAAAUCCUACUCCAGAAUAUGUACAGCAGCAGCCAGUUCUUCAAACAGCAAUGUCCUCUGGGCAGUCCAGUUCUGCAGGAGUGGGAACAGGAGCAGCAGUGAUUCCUGUGGCUCAGCCCCAGGGUAUCCAACUGCCAGUCCAGUCCACAGCAGUCCAAGCACAACCUGCAGGGGCAUCUGGCCAGCCUGUUGGCCAGGCUCAAACAGCAGUGUCUGCUGUACCUACUGGCACUCAAAUUGCAAAUAUUGGUCAACAGGCAAACAUACCUACUGCAGUGCAGCAGCCCUCUACCCAGGUUACACCUUCAGUUAUUCAGCAAGGUGCUCCUCCAUCUUCACAAGUAGUUCCACCUGCUCAAACUGGGAUUAUUCAUCAGGGAGUUCAAACUAGUGCUUCAAGCCUUCCUCAACAAUUGGUUAUUGCACCCCAGAGUACCUUGUUAACUGUGCCUCCUCAGCCACAAGGAGUAGAACCAAUAGCUCAAGGAGUGGUUUCACAGCAGUUGCCCGCAGUUGGUCCUUUGCCCUCUGCUAGUAGUAUUUCUGUUACAAAUCAGGUUAGUUCAACUGGUCUUUCUGGAAUGCCUUCUGCCCCAACAAACUUGGUUCCAUCACAGAAUAUAGCACAAGCCCCUGCUACCCAAAAUGGUAAUUUGGUUCAAAGUGUUAGUCAACCUCCCUUGAUAGCAACUAAUAUAAAUUUGCCUUUGGCACCACAGAUACCACUAAGUUCUACUCAGUUCUCUACACAAUCAUUAGCUCAGGCAAUUGGAAGCCAAAUCGAAGAUGCCAGGCGCACAGCGGAGCCCUCCUUAGUUGGCUUACCUCAGACUAUCAGUGGUGACAGUGGGGGAGUGUCAGCAGUUUCAGAUGGGAGUAGCAGCAGCCUAGCAGCCUCUGCUUCUCUUUUCCCGUUGAAGGUGCUACCGCUGACGACACCCCUGGUGGAUGGCGAGGAUGAGAGUGCUUCUCUCCUACCAGAGGUGCAAGGAGUGAUCCUAGAACCACAGAUUCAGCCAAGACCACGGAGAGCUUUUGACGUCAGGGGUCCACUUUCUCUACUGAACCCUUGGAGACAGAAUAUCCAGCUUCUGGAGAGAGUGGGAAAGGAUUAUAAACAAGUGGGUGCUUUCCAUUAUUUACUUGGGUUUAUUUAUAGAUUGGAGUGUCCUUCCAUUGCCCAUUUUAUUCUAUUGGUAAAAAUCCUUGGGUUCAUAUUAAGAACCAGGUGGGGCUACAAUCUGUUUGUUUUUCUGAAUGCAAAGUAGUGCCCAUUCCAAAAUAGAAAACUUAAGUUUAUUUAAUUUUCUCUCCAGAUAAUUAAAGCAGUAGAUGAUUUGGAGCACGUGAUUUGGUGAAUGCCUGUGUAGUCCACAGGAAUUUUUAAAAGGAGUAUUUACCCAUUGUAGCCUUUAUGGUAAUAGUGGACUUCUAAGUGCUCUUUUACAUUCUAAUAAUUCGAAAAGUUCUGUAUUUCAUCUUUGGGCAAGCUGGACAUCUGAAAUCUCUUAAUUUAUACAGUCAGAUGUCUAAGUGUUAUCCUACCCUGUUAGUGAGAACUUUUUGGUCUUUUCCUACCUCAAAUGUUAGGACUUAUUAUUAGAUCAUUUAGAAGAUGCAAUGAUAGUACUGUUAUGGUUUUACUAUCAAAUCCAGGUUUCAUUACCAAAUGAGUAUAAGUUUCAGGAUAUAAUAUCCCUGAAAACUGUAUUUAUUAUACUCAAAAGUAGUUUUCUAGUUCUGAGGAAUAAUGUUAUUUGUAGUAGAAGAGCCUUUUGCUAGAUUUUCCCCAUGGCAUUAAGAUGGUUUUUUUCUUAGUUUCUUUGAUGCCAAGGGUAGGAUUUGAUUCCAGGAAGUUCUUAUUAUCUACAAUGGGUAGAAUGUGAACUUGGUGCCUGUGGCAAGUUUUCAUUUUUCCUUGGUGGAUUCCUUCUGUGACUCCAGGUAUCUUGAUAAUGGGAGACCGGUUUAUUUGUUCUCUAAUUGCCCAGAUUUCUUUCAACUGGUAAAACAUCAUACUUCUUCAGCAAAAGGAAUUCUUCUAGCAGAGCCUUCAUGGAUGAUAUCUGUCACACAUGCCAGCACCUGCAGUUUGGAAGGCAGUGGUGAAUGGAUCCAUGCAAUAUGUGUAGAAGACACAAGGAUGAGCGAGCAACCUGAUCUUGUUAUUUAUAAACUUUUAAGAUUUACUCUGGUUUACUCUUGUCCGAAAAUGAAAAGGCUCAAAUAAUGAAAUAAUCUUUUGAGAUUGGAGUUUUACAUGGCCAUGAAAAUAUUCCUUUCUAUUCAGAAGACUGAAAUAGAGGAAGCUUGAGAGAUUCCUUUCUUUUAAAGCAGCUCUCUGUAUGUUUCAUUUAUAAGAUUUGUGGGACUGAAAAUCACCUUAAUGAAGUAGGCAAACUUUUUAAAAUAGUAUAGGAAAUCCAAAAAAAGUCAUGAAUUUUUUUUGUUAUUGGCACUGAAAAGAACAAAUAAACAAAGGUUGAAUUUCUUAAUUACUUCAGAAUUACUUUUAAUAUUAGUUUUAAUCUUUAGCUCAUCUUUUGCUGAUCUUGAGCCUUAUUCUUAUUUGUCAAAUCAACAAAACUGUAGUAUAGAAAUAGAAGAGACAUUUUUGAGAUCAGAGUAGCUUGGUCUGUCUUCUAAAGUAAUAAAUACCUAUUAAACUUGAGGUAUUGUUCUACACUGAAAGCAAGCUAAAGUUUGAAUGAUGCUGUCACAUAGCAGUAAUUUACAGAGCAAGGGCAAGUUGUGAUAUUAGAAUAAGCCAAUAGGUGUGAAUACAUGUUGCAAAAUACAUAUCCCAACUGUCAGUCAAGAGAAACAGUUAUCAAAAUGUUUGUUUCUUUUGGUCUAUUAACUGGUCAGUCAAAAGCUAUUAAAGAACUUUUUAAAAGUCA